GAGAAAGCACGCAACCGUCAGUGCAGCAAAAGCAACUGAAUGCGCAUUUUUGUCUACUUACGUCCACCAGGGGACCGGAAAUACAUCUACCAGUAGGACGGACAUCCUUACAACAGUGUUGAGCUGCCUACAUCCACCAGGGGACCGGAAGUACAUCCACCAGUCGGACAUCCAUGAGGAGGACGGUGAAGACAGCUUGGGCACCGAAUAUAAAUCAUUCCUCAUAUAUUAAAGCCGUAUAGAGGCUCUCUCUUAAGGAUGACCAUAGAAAUGACGACCAGGGAAGAAAACGGGCAGGGAGCUUCAAACCCUGAUGAAGACGGAAGAAUGGAGAAUUCCACAAGGGGCGUUAACCGUGUGAGUAACAGUUCAGACCCAGUCGACCAACAGGGAAGACACCCAUCUCCGUGCCAGUCUGAACUGCGGAGGAAACAGAUUCACUCAGCCUAUAUAUUCUUCGCCUUCAUCUCUCUGGGAAUGGUUGUUGCUUUGCACGGACCUACAUUUCUGGAUCUCCUGCUCAUUCUUAAUGUCCACUUGGAGCAAGGAACGCUCCUGUUCACCAGCGGCUCCGUUGGCUAUCUGGGUGGAUCUCUGAUUGGUGGAAUUGUCUAUGACAGAUUUAACAAGGAACUUACGCUGAUGAUCUCUACACUGAUGAUGGGUGUUUUAACAGUUGUCCUGCCCUUCACCCGGUAUCUGCCCGUCAUGGCCGUUGUCAACUGUCUUCGGUCCUGCUUCAUGGGCGGAUUGGAUGCAGGAGGAAACGCCAUUAUGGUUCGAAUUUGGGGCAAAGAUGUGGGACCGUACAUGCAGGCGGUUCAUUUUGCUUUUGGACUUGGUGGGAUUAUCUCCCCUUUCGUCGCUGCACCUUUCUUGUUGAGUAGACCAGAAGAUCCCUCUAACGUAACUGAUACUAGCUCCACGCCUCAUGAAAACUUAACAGACGGUUUCACGCUCUCCAGCAUUCCAACACCAUAUGUUGACAACAGUGGAGACAAUGGCUUUAACUCUUCGUUUAACCUGACAAACUCCACCGGGUUUUCUGAUGCCGUCCAGCAGACGCAAGUACACAUACCAUACAUUAUUAUUGGUCUGCUAGCUGUCUUGUCUUCCAUACCUUUCAUCGAAAUGUUUCGGAGUAAACGAGCCGAGAAGAGAAGACAGUCACUAAACCAAGGAAACGAAGAGAAAGAAAAAGAAAUUCGACAUAUUCCUUUGACCACGUGUUUAAAGGCAACGUUUCUUGUACUUAUGGGAUUUUUCUAUAUCACCUACGCAUGCGUGGAAGAUACAUUCGCGGGGUUUAUCAUGACCUUCGUCGUUGUUCAUUUGAGGUGGAGCAAGACGAAAGGCACUCGGAUCACGUCCGUUUUUUGGAUCUCUUUCUCGGUUGGACGCUUGUUCGCUAUUGUUAUCUCCAAGUACCUAACGCCGUGGAAAAUGUUGGCGGUAGACUUUGUUCUGUUGAUCGUGUCGUUCCUGGCUUUACUUCUCGGCGUUGAGAGUUCCGAGGCCUUCAGUUGGGUGUGCACAGUGGCUGUUGCCAUAGCGAUGGCCAGCAUCUUCCCAUCGGGAAUGACGUGGAUGGACAAAAGCAUUAUGAAAAUUUCGGGCAAAGUGGCGUCCUUCUUGUUGGUUUGCGCCUCAAUCGGAUCUAUGGCAAACCCGCUUCUCGUCGGCUAUUUAUUUGAGAACGACACACCCAUGUGGUUCAUUUAUUUGCUGUUCGCACAUACUCUCGCCUGCUCAGCAAUCUUUGCUGUAACUACUUUGCUUAUCUGGUGGAUCGGUAAACGUUGGAGAAGUCGGAAAUCUAGAGCGGAAAAUGACCAAAGACAGCCGGCUGAACUCGUUCAGGAUGAUGACGCAGAUAAAUCCCUUUGAUUUCGCUGAAAGAUUAUUAUUGAUGCAUGCCAAAGAAUUAGACCCGUUGGUGAAAUGCAGAUGUUUUCAUCUUUCAUGUUACCGUCUUUCGUCAAGUUAAGCUACAUGUUCUAAUCCAACUUUUUAAGGAUUGACUGAGACUUUUUAUAAUGUCACAGGGUUUGAUUGCUAUCGCCGAGGGGUGCUGAUAGCCUCAACCCGCAACUUCAGAAAUUAACACUUCCGCCAUACCGUUUCCAACCGCUUGGACAAAGCAGGGCAAGGUCAUAAUUAUCGGCCUCUCUCCUGCAGUCCGACGGUGCGUUCGUCUCUCAACAUCCUUUGCAAACACUCUAUUUUUUUAUCGCUUGAAACUACGUUUAACAAACGUGUACAUCGUGUAUACGUAGGCAAUGAGCAAACCCUAUUCGUUUCCGGUGUUUUUUGGUAUAUUUUUCAAGGUUUUCAAGGUUAUGUGAGAUAUGUUUUGUGACAGGCUUGUGAACACAAUACCUCUUAAUCUCUCUUAGUAAUUUCCACAUUCCACAGUUCAUCAAACCUUUACCACACGUGUAGCUAGUCAUGUAAAAGACUACUGUUGUUUGUUAUUGGUCUUGACCUCUUUUUUCCAUGGUCCUUUUGAAUGUGUAAAAGAAAAAAGUCUUUGUAAAAGAAAAGUUACCAAAAAUAUAUCACAUGUCGACUUAGGCCUUGUGAAGAACCCUGUUCAGUUUUAGGCAUAUUUGCCUAUGGUUUC
Messenger RNA from Liolophura sinensis, 2623 nucleotides. RefSeq names its product sodium-dependent glucose transporter 1A-like. Gene Ontology annotation, molecular function: D-glucose transmembrane transporter activity. Bases 259 to 1887 code for a protein of 542 amino acids. The record is from RefSeq and is a predicted model, not a curated record. The transcript has 5 exons. Gene Ontology annotation, biological process: transmembrane transport. Lineage: Eukaryota; Metazoa; Mollusca; Polyplacophora; Chitonida; Chitonidae.